AGAGAGCCUCCCUAAAACCUCGGGAUCGGUGUCAGCGCCAGACAGUCAGAGCUAUCAGAAACAAGCAACAGAAUUAAGAUAAAACCUGAGAAGAUUCAAGUUCACCUUGAAAAGAAUCAGCUUGAAAACAAGCAAGCCAGAGAGAUCCUGCAAUAGUGUUCCAGGGUGACAGGCUGCAGAGUCCAGACGUUUCCAUUCUGGGCCAGGAUGAAAGGUGCGUGGGGGUGUCCCUCGGGAGCAGGCGGCGCUUGUGAUGUGCAGAAUGAUUGAGAACUGGGCCCUGGAAAGAACGUAUUUGGCCGGUUUGGUUUGGCCACCUGGCAAAGACCUGGUUCGAAGAAGCAAUGGUGGUGAGGGCCUUUGUCCUGCUGGCCAUCUUUGCUGAAGCCUCAGCGAGAUCAUGCACUCCAAACAAAGCAGAUGUCAUUCUCGUGUUUUGUUAUCCCAAAACUAUCAUCACCAAAAUCCCGGAGUGUCCCUACGGAUGGGAAGUGCACCAGCUGGCCCUCGGGGGGCUGUGCUACAAUGGGAUCCAUGAAGGCGGUUACUACCAAUUUGUCAUCCCAGACUUAUCACCUAAAAACAAGUCCUACUGUGGAACCCAGUCCGAGUACAAGCCCCCCAUCUACCACUUCUACAGCCACAUCGUUUCCAACGACAGCACAGUGAUCGUGAAGAACCAGCCUGUGAACUACUCCUUCUCCUGCACCUACCACUCCACCUACCUGGUGAACCAGGCUGCCUUCGACCAGAGAGUGGCCACGGUGCAUGUGAAGAACGGGAGCAUGGGCACGUUUGAAAGCCAGUUGUCUCUCAAUUUCUACACUAAUGCCAAGUUUUCCACCAAGAAAGAAGCCCCCUUUGUCCUGGAGGCAUCUGAAAUUGGUUCAGAUCUAUUCGCAGGAGUAGAAGCCAAAGGUUUAAGCAUUAGGUUUAAAGUGGUCUUGAACAGCUGUUGGGCCACACCGUCAGCGGACUUCAUGUAUCCCUUGCAGUGGCAGCUGAUCAACAAGGGCUGCCCCACAGAUGAAACAGUCCUCGUGCAUGAGAACGGGAAGGACCACAGGGCGACCUUCCAAUUUAAUGCCUUCCGGUUCCAGAACAUCCCCAAACUCUCCAAGGUUUGGUUACACUGUGAGACGUUCAUCUGCGACAGUGAGAAGCUCUCCUGCCCUGUGACCUGUGACAAAAGGAAGCGCCUGCUGAGGGACCAGACGGGUGGCGUCCUGGUGGUGGAGCUGUCCCUGCGGAGCAGGGGAUUUCCAAGUCUCUAUAGUUCCUCAGAUGUUCUCUAUCACCUCGUCCUGCUGCUGGGGCUGUGUACUGCACUGUAGGAGUUAAGCCGGGCAGCGCAGCUCCUGCCCCAAGGUCGUCCUCAGAGAUGACAAACGUGUUCAUUGUGCUGCCGAGAAGAACAAACAGAAGACCACACUGUCUGGGUAGCAGAGGUUAGCGCUUUGCCAGCUAUGUGUUCCGGUGAUUUUUGUGAAUUCAGUGAUCCUUAUCCUUUGGUGUCCCCCUUCUUCUGGCUACUUCCUGAGGCCCUCGCUCCUGACAGCACCUCCCUAGUAGCUGGGGGAGGAGUCUUCUUUCUCAGAUUCAAACCAGGGUGAGAGCAGACUCCUUUGGAAGCUAUUCUAACCUUAAAAGACCCCCCCCCCCAGCAAGGUGCAUAAGUACAGUCAGUGCUAAAUACAGGGCACACAGGAAGAGCCAACUUUGCCCACCAAGGCUUUGUCUUGAGACUGUGAUUCUACCUAAGGAUCAGAGCUGAGCCCUGAGCAAGGGCUUUCAGUCUUUCAUUGGUGUGGGAGUCAGAGGAGAACGGGAUACUUUUGCUCAAAGCUGGAUAAGACAAAUGAAUGGAUUCUCAAGAGACCCUAGUACUAACCUAAUUUGUUUUAACAUUUCUUAACUAUAUAUGCAUAAAAGGGAGAGGUAAACCCUCUAUUCUCUUAGUUGAUAUAUACUUUUAAAAAUCAAAAGACAAUUACUAGUUACAGAGAAAGCUACAAAAGGAACAAAACUCACAUUCAUUUACUGUAUCAUGGCAUUGCCUACAGGAAAUGCUGCCUGUGACAUAGAUUGCUACCCAGGCAACCUGAGCCUCGUGACAUGAUCCUUCAUGUGUCGGUGACACUUAAAAAACUCUCACAGUUUCCUACUCUGUGCUCCACUAAGAGAUCUUCUUUGGACUGAGGGAUCUGAUCUCAGCCUUUACUUAAAAUAUUCAGUCCAAUAUCUAUGUCGGUCUCAUUAACUUAUGCUCCUUACAGUGAACCAACAAAGAGCAUCAGAAACAUGCCAAUAUGGCCAAUGAUAUCACUUGGUAGCAUCUCCUUAAAACGGGCCACCUUGGCUAUCCAGGUAACAUCAGUAAUUUAUAUUUGUUAACCAAAUAAAAACUGAAUGAACUAACCGUGGUGGGGAACUGGAUACAGUGUGAUGAGACUUUUAUUCUGAGGCAUGUAAAGACUCAUGUGGGCUCAUCACUUGAAAUUAAAUGUUAGUUUAUCUCUCUGUAUUUAAUGUAUGUGAGAAGUUUUGAAAUAUCCAGUUUGAUAGUUCUUUCCAACUUGUGCUAGUGAACUCAGAGAUUAAACCAGUUAUCAAAUCUCCAGAGACACGCGGUGUAUGGACGUUACCACACACUACAGUAACAUGGCUCGAUGCACCUACCCUUGACCUACUGUAAGUUGCUACUCCACCUGUUUGAGGACUCUCAGUUCUGAAAACUCAGAUUUUUUUUUUUGUAGUCAAGAAAGAUGACAUUUUAGUGGUUCUCAUUUAAAACUCUUAAAUAGCUUACUUAUAGCCAAAUUUGUAAGUCUUUAGUUAUUAGACAAAAACAAUGUCAUGUUAGUUGUUUUUUUUAUCAUUAUGUUUUAUGAUCAUGGAUCUCCACCUGGUACAAUGGGAUAAAUAAAAUGUUUUAAA
Cavia porcellus (domestic guinea pig) is the source of this 2937-nucleotide messenger RNA. It is a transcript of the gene Tectb, whose product is annotated as tectorin beta. The transcript is spliced from 11 exons. Lineage: Eukaryota; Metazoa; Chordata; Mammalia; Rodentia; Caviidae. Gene Ontology annotation, molecular function: extracellular matrix structural constituent. The record is from RefSeq and is a predicted model, not a curated record. Gene Ontology annotation, cellular component: cell surface. Bases 345 to 1334 code for a protein of 329 amino acids.